CAACAAACCAACAAGGAGGCUAGUGAGAAAAUGGCGGGUGUGGAUAAAAGCUUGCUUGGCCUUCUUAACGGCAUCGCAAAGCGAGAAUACUAUGGAGAAGAGGGAAUAGGUGAUGAUUUUCUCCACGAAGGAUUAUUUCCAGAUCUGGACGAGUCAAGUUUUAUCGCGUAUCUUAAAAGGUUUGAUGGUCUUGUUAAAACAAUGGCUAACUCCGACAUGGACUUCCGACAGCUCGAAGCCUUCCUUACGUCACAAAUGAAACGAAGAGAAGGUGCCCUCAGCGAAGAACAAGCUGCAGCUGUUACAAAGUUUUGGAAGAAUCACAAGGGAAAAAUUCAUGAUGUUGUCACCAGUCAAAGCACUUUUGGGAACAAGCUGCAACAAACAAACUGGAGAAUUGAUUUGAAAGCACAUAGUAGAUAUCUGGAACAAAUUAACACACCUGUUGCAAUCUAUGAGCUAGAAUUUGAAAAUAAAAGUAGUCAAAAUGGGCUGGGAAAAGUAAGAUUUGAAAUGGAUGCUGAUCAGCUGAAUGAAAUUCUAUGCAAGGUUGAAAAGAUCAAAGAGAAAAUUAGAGACUUUAGUAAAGAAUAACAUUUUUCUAGAAAUGGGAAGUCUUUAGAAUAUGUAAUUAAUUCAAAUUUCCAAUACUCUCUGUUUUGUAAAUAAUAUAGAAAUUUAUACUUUAUGAAAUCUAAUUUUUUGUUAACAUUUGAGUCUUUUUAGUUUCUAUCAAACGUAUACAUACUUUUGGGGGAACUAAAGAUGUAGUAGUGUUUAAGACAUGGCAUAAAAUCUAUCACACUAAACCCUGAGUCUCAAAGUGCCCCUCUAAAGCCUUGGCCAAACCGGCACAACAUUUCGUCCAACAAUGUUGGGUAUAAAUGUUGGGCCGGUUUGGCCACCUGUUGGACGAUGUUGGGUGUUGGGCAAAGUUUGACUUUGAUAAAAAAAGGUUGGAAACUGUUGAACGAUGUUGGGAUGGUUUGGCCACGCUGUCCAACAAAACUGUGUUCAUGCAAGUGCAGUAAUGAGAGGCCGCCAUAACUUGAUUUGUUUUGAUUUAGUUAGGAAGAUGUGACAAACGAUAGAAACUUAACAUCAAAGGAAAAAUCUGCUUUAUGAAAUGCGGCAGCUUUCGUCAAACAAAGAAGACAAUAAAAGAAUGUGCUUUUGUUUGAUUAUGUUCUCAAAUAACCCCCUUUUGUGUCUUUUCUUGAUCUAUUUUCUACUCUUGCAUCCCUUACUCUCUUUGUUGCUAUGAACAAAAUUUCAAAUAUAUCCUUGUCCCUUUUUUUAAUCAAGUCCCAUAGCCAUGCUCAAUAAGUGAAUGAGAUUAGGCCUUGUGGAUGCUGUUGAUGAUAAAUUGACAAAUGUUUGAUGAAAUGUUGCGUUGGUUUGGCCACCCCUGCAUUCAACAAUGUCCAACAAUGCCAAAAAGUUACCAACAAUGUUGGGAUUUUUGGACAAAAUGUUGCACUGGCUUGGCCGGGGCUGAAAACAACACAAGCUUAUUUAAAUGCAUGGCAUAAUUAACUUUGAGGAUACAAAUUUUAUGAUUGACCUUCAAGAUAAAUUGAAAAUCACAGAAAAGUUUAUCAAACACAUUAGAAGAAGUGAGACAUGAUAAACUGUAAAAACUCUCAAAUUAUUAAGAAUCUCUGGUUUUUGUAGAUAUAAUUUGGUCAAGACCUUAUCAGACAAAACUUAGUAAAUGCUCCGUUCUCAAAAAAAGUAUGCAUGGAAGCUUUUUUAUGUAAGAAAAAACACCAGCUGACUUGCAGGGAAUAAUUCAUAAAUCUUUGAACUAGAAUUUUCAAAUCAACUCGAAAACAAUGCUACAUUUCAAGAAAUAAAGUUCAACUAGAAUCUUCAAAUCUUAGAAUUCCAUUAUAUUCAGAAAUAUCUAAGAUAUUUAUCUCCAUGGUAUUUCAGCGCCUAAGAAAUCUUGUUUGAUUCCAAUCCUACUAAUUUCAACCAUUUAUGUACCAAAGUAAGAUCAAAUGACCCACAUUUUCAAAUACUUUAUUCACAUUGCCAAAAAGUUUAAAAAUCUUAUAUUUUUUUCUUCAUCAUAUACAGUAGAAUCCCGUUAUAAUGUACUCAGUUAUUACGUACUUUCAGAUAUAACAUACUGGUUUGCUUGUUCCCAGCAAAAGAUGUGCUUGGUUUUAGUCUGGUUACAACAUACUAGUCUGGUUACAACUUUUACUUACCCUGGUUACAACAUACUUCGGAUAUAACCUACUUAAUACCCUGGUCCCUAAAGUAUGUUAUAACUUGAUUAUACUGUAGGGCCGAAGACAUUUUCUUUGCUAUUUUUAAGUAAUAUUAGAGGUCAAGAUGGCUUUUUUUAUCUAUUCUUUAUACCGUUACAUCACAGUAACCCCUUAUAGAAAACUCCCAUAUAGUUAGAUUGCCUUUAGACUUGAGGGCUAAUAAAGACUGCUUGCAGAACACCUCAGGUAGGAUAAAGCCUCUGUCCCUGGAAAAUUUCUGCACCAGAGUCGCCUUAUACUAAACUAAAUAAACUUUAAGAUCAUUUCCUUUAAAACUUUCCUAUCAAAACUUUCCUGAACUUUCAAAUAAGUAAUAAUUCAAUUAUGCAUCUCUUUCUAAAUUCAAUUCAUCUAUAAAAAGUGUUUUCAUAACAAUAUGAAAUCAUCGAACAAUGAACAAAGAAAAGUAACUUUAUUUUUUUACAAAUUAAAGUGGAUAAAAGCCUUUGGAGCCAGAUAAACAGCAGCAAAACCAACUGCAGUGUAGGUGAUAAAAAUGUAUGUCAACUCAACAAACAGCCUUUUAUUUAGUGAUUCAUCUGAAUUUGGGACCAAAGCACCCAGUAUCUUCUUGGUGGUGAAUGUGAAAACAAGCUUCACUGGAAAAAUAAUCAUAACACCAACCAAAAAUCUUGUAAAGAAACUUCCAAGUAGAGGAAAUGCCGAGCUCAGGGAAGUUGAAAAAAGCUUGAAUGGUGCACCAUCAUAUGGAUCUGGAAUGGGUAGAUUUUCAAAGUAGAAGGUAAUCCAGCCUGCCAACAUAGCUCCGGUUCCACCACAUAAGAUUCUAGUAGUAUCUCCUCUUGCUCUUGUCCAUUUGUCACAAGAAGGAUACAUCAGGAUCAUGGCAAGAGAUGCCAAAACAAUGUAGAUACCCGCAUAUGGACUCUUUAACAUUCCUUCUGCUCCUUCAGUAAUGAAUGGCAAGCAGAAUGAUAUCACCAUCAAUGAAACACACAAACCGCCCACAAUGUCCUG
Messenger RNA from Rhopilema esculentum, 3257 nucleotides. Its product is annotated as COMM domain-containing protein 1. Gene Ontology annotation, biological process: negative regulation of sodium ion transmembrane transport; positive regulation of protein ubiquitination; regulation of proteasomal ubiquitin-dependent protein catabolic process. Gene Ontology annotation, cellular component: endosome. The record is from RefSeq and is a predicted model, not a curated record. NCBI's taxonomy places the organism in Eukaryota, Metazoa, Cnidaria, Scyphozoa, Rhizostomeae, Rhizostomatidae.